CAGCCACUGCGCCACCAGGGAAGCCCAACAUCGACAUCUUUGAUCUUGCUCACUGCUGGGUGGAAGUUGAACUUUAAGGAGGUAACAACAGAAGCAGGGAGACCAUUUAGGGGUUAUUGCAAUACUCCCAGGGAGAGAGUCAGUGGUGGAUUUCAGAGAACAGAACCCUGAUCAGUGGUUGUGAGUUACAUGGAAGCAAAUUUUGGCAUAGAAGGAGUAGAUUUUUUUUCUUAACACUUAGGCCUGAACAACAAUAGGGUUUCAAGGAUAAUGAUUCCCUUUCACCACCAAUGUUGAGGCUGAGUCUGACUCCUAAUGCAGAGAUAGGAAGCCAGGCGAUCUCCACGUUUCCACCUACUACGUGAGUCUCCUUGGACACCGUGCAGUUUUGAAUAUCCACCACUGAGCACAAGGUGUCCCAUGUCCCUCAGUUAACACACGGUGCAGGAGACCGUGACCCAAAGGAAACAUAUCACAUCGUGGUUAAGAACAGAAAGACUUGGCUUUUUAUUUUUAUUUUUUUGGCUGUGCCACACGACAUACACGAUCUUAGUUCCCCGACCAGGGAUCUAAGCCACGCCCCCUGCAAUGGAAGUGCAGAGUCCUAACCAAUGGACCACCGGGGAAGUCCCGAGACUUGGCUUCUAACUCAGCUAAAUUUCUCAGUAGCUAUGUGGCUUUGGGUAAGUUGUGUCAUCUCUCAGGGACUGUUUUCUUCCAUAACAAAUAAAGAGGAAUGGCCCCUAAAGGGUGGUUGUGAGGAUGAAAAGAUGAAUCAGGGAAAUCUCUAUCAGAUACAGAACGAGCUCUCAAUAUUGGUUAUGCAAAACUGAAAGGAGCACAACGAAUGGCCCCAAAUCAGAGGUGAAUGAGGCUAUGGGUCACACAAGUCAGUGAAUCAAGAGAGCCACACCUCUGCCUCCAGGCAGUCCGGAAGGAAGUUCUCCUUCACUCAGCGCCUGGCCUUUUCUGUAUUUCCUCAUCGGUGCUUCCUGGCAUUUACUCUGCUCUGGUUUCUCCAGGACCCCAGCCCAGCCACACCACUGUUGCCUCCCAGUCACCCACUGAAGGCUCACAGGACGUCUGUUCCGGACUAGCUUUCUUGCCAAAGUGGGCACACCAAGAGCCAGGAAAGAACCCUUCUUCCUUGCUCAUUUAAAGGCCUGGGAGUCCUGGACAGCUUUACCGGGCCCUUGGGUGCAGGUGGAGCUUGAACAUUGGACUCGAGGACAAGAGCAUCUCUUUGGACAAAGAAAGCCCUGAAGCCGACAUGGAGUUUAGUCCCCUGGGUAAGUGGUGGUGAAUCACAAAGCAGCUUGGAAAUACUUCCACCUACGCUCUCCAAAGAAAGAGGGUACAAGGGCCCCUAUCAUUUGCUCAAGUUGUAAAUGUGUUUGCUCUUGCUAAAAUACUCAGAUCACAAAACCCGCAUUUGAAAAUCUUAUUUAGCUCUUUUCUUAUGAUGUGCAUUUAGAACUGCUUAUUGAUUUUGGUAAAGAGGGUAAAGGAGAAACAAACAACAUAUUGAUGCCUGAUUUAGAUAUAUUUGGUUUUGUUACUACCCAGAAACUAUCAGUCAGGGAAAAAGACAAGUCACUGAUAACCCUAGAAAAAAGGGUGAAUAUUGAAAAUCUCUCGGACUGUGAAUGCAUGGAGCUCCUUUCAGAUGCUUUGAUUCACAAACCAGCCCCUGCCUUAAUUUCCUUCCCUUUCUCCUAUAGUUACUCUUUGUCAGAGCAGUAAAUCGCCCCCUAGGAAUUCAAAAGCCUUUAUUACCAGGAUGCAAUAGGAGUCCUGAAGUUUAUAAUAACCUCAUGUGUAUUUUGUGCUUUUCCGUCAUCUGGCAGCACACCUAAUUCCCAGUUACCGUCUUAUUUGUGAUUCUCAGCAGAUGGUGUGGGUCCUAAAAAGAAAUUGGUUAAUAGCAGUUCCUUUUGGCAGCAAUGUCAAAGCUGGUGAGUGAUAAUCAAAGCCACUGCGUUGCCUCUUAAAGGGACAUCAUCUCCACUGGGGAUGGGGCUGAGCCUGGGAACCAGUUUCCAGUGUCCUCAAGAACGGCAAGAAAGGGCAAGACGGUUCCCUCACAUAAAGGAAACCCGUACCCAGAAAUGAGGGUGUGAUGGAGUGGCAGCUCUCCUUAUCAAAAGAAAAUGUCCUUAGUUAAGAAGGGAUUAUUCAUUCAAUUAGUAGCUGACCUUCUCCUUGGAGUUUCUCUCUUCUAACCGUCACAACCUCUGUCCUUAGAUUUAAACUCCUUCAUCUUUCCAUGAUCAUACCUACACUUUUCUAAUUUGCUGUCCUUUCUUCUAAUAAUGGGGGAAUAUUCCUUCCUCCCAUCAGUCCAUCACAUGUCAAUUAUACCUCAAUAAAGAUGAAAAAAAGUUAAUCCAAAUCAGCUUCUUUCCUCUCUUGUUUGUUCCUUCCAUGUCUGAUUGAAUUCCUCUCUUCCUGGCAUAUCCCGUCUUUGUCUGUCUACUGGAUUCUUUCUAUUGCUGAUAGACAUGCUCUAAUAUAACAUUUCCAAGCUUAAUACUAAAAACCUCCUCUGGAUUUGCACAUUUCAUUUCUACAACCAUUCUAUUUUCCUAUGUGGCAAUCUAUAUACUGUUCUACAUACAACCAUAGUCAUGGAAGAGUUGGUUACACAACUUGUCUCCAUUUCCCCUCCUGUUCACGCUUACAACAAACAAUAAAAUUUCUGAACUGUUCUUUGCCCAUUCCCCUCCAGCUUCUCUUUCUAAGGCCACCAGACCCACUUCUCUGUCCUCACAUCUGGUUCCUCAGCAGCAGUCAGCAUAAUUGAUAACUCUUUCUUUCUUGAAUGCUCUCCAUCUUCUCCUUAGGUAAGAACAUUCUCUGUGGUUCACUGGCUCCUCCUUUGCAUUCUCCUUUCUGACUCCACUUUCUCUAUAAAAUCUCCAAGUGUUGGGGAUUUUCAGACCUCAGCCUGCAAUCAUCCUACCACCCCUCUAAAGGGAUUGAGAGCUGGUCUCUUGGAUUGAUGUUUUGCCUCUACCUUCUGGCAUUCAUGCUUCCAACCCAGACGUCGCCUCUGAAAAUCCUACCCAUGUCCUUUUGAUGUCCUCUCAGACAUCUCUAACUACAUCUAUCCCAAGUGGAACCAUGGAUCUGACUCCACAAACUGUUCAUGGACCCAGUCUGGAGCCAGAAAUACAGAAGACAUCUUUAUUCCUCCUUUUCCUCAAUUUCCAUUUAAUCCAUCAGCAGACACUGAUGAGUCUGUGUGCAAAAUAUGCCUAUUUAUGAGUUCAUAUCAUCUUUCACCUUGAUCACUGUAUCACUUCCUCACUGCCCUUCCUCCCACUUCACUUGUGUAGCCUCCUAUCCAGUCAUCACAAAGCAUCAAGAGUGAUUUUCUUACUAUGUUAAUUGAAGAGUAUCCUUCCCAUCUAUUUGUGUUUUAGGGGUGGGAGGUGGGGGAAAGGGAGCAGUGGGGAGAUCUCAGGCACAGCAGUCUUCUUUCGGAGACUUGAACUUAUCAAGCUCUUUUCCACGUAAGCAUCUUUACAUUUCCUGUCCCUGUCAACAUUUUCAUCCAACCCCCUCCACCACUGGAUUCCCAUUUCUUCAUAUAUUAGCUUCCUCUUAGCUUUAAGGUCUUGGUUUGAACUUCACCUCAGCAGAGAAGUCUUUCUUGGUUCCUAUUUCUCAGUUUGGUCUGUCUUCUACUGUCCCAGGCCUUGGCCCCUUUCCCCAAAGCAGGUGUUGCCGUUUACUGUGGUUCUGGUCAUUUCUCUGCUUACAUGGUUUCAUCUCAUUUUCCGUGGCAAUAAUGACGAUGUCUCUCCUGUUCUCACCUAGAUCUCCAGGGUCUUGUCUUGAAUGAACACUCAAUAAAGAAUGUUGAAUGGGUAAAUUCCCUGCCCCUUGCCCAGAAGGAUAGAUGCAGGACACCAGGCUCUUGGGAAUCACCUACUAAAUUAGUUGGAAAUUAAAUUCAACUGAUAGGGACAGAACGUCCACCAAACUGGGACUUAAAUAAGGUAGAAGUUUCUUUCUUUCUCAUGGAAAAGAAGUCUGAGAAGGCAGGUGAAGGCCAGUACGGUGGCUUCAUCAUGCCACCAGAAUCCAAGGAGUCUAGUGCUCUGCUUUACCAAGUUCAAGGUCACCUCCACCAUCAUCUAAUUAUGAAGACACAGGGUAUAAGAAAUAAAGCUCCUCCCGGCCGAGUCAACUACGUUUAAAGAACAUUCUUAGAAAUCUCACACAGCACUUCCACUCCUGUCUCGUGGGCUACACCUUAAGCAUAUGGUCAAAGUUAGCUGUAAGUGUGGUGGGAAAUUUAUUUUUAUUUUGGGGAAGUCAUGUACCCUGGUGACAGCUGGAGUUCUGAUAUUAAGGAAGAAAAAGGAAAUGGGUUUCCUUUCCUUAACAGCACGUACAGACACGGACUUUUACUGUAAUGGAAAAGGUACUCCAUAUUACCUGGGAAUCAAGGAGCAAAAUCUCUGUCUCUGCUGUACAGAAAUCCAGGGCCAGCCUACUUUGCAGCUUAAGGAGGAAAAUAUCGUGAACCUACGUGGGAACCUCAAAGGGCAGGAGCCCUUUCUCUUUUUCUGCAUCGAGGAGGUCCCCACUUCCGGCUUUCAGUCAGUCUCCUGCCCAGGCUGGUUCAUAGCUACCUCCUAUGGUGGGCAGCCCGCCACUCUCACCAAGGAGAGGGGCAAAACCGAAAACACUAACUUCUACUUAGAGGGUGAAAACUAAAUCCAGCCUGGGCUCUAGGUGGCUGGAUCAAGCAGUCAGAGAUUCUUCUGUUUGAAAACACAAUGGGUCAUCUUAAGAGACCACCAUGCACUGAUGGCCAUCCAGUCUACCUCAUUCUCAUCACUCCAAAACCAUCUCAUCCUCUGGACGCCCUCUAGAUAUCCUCAAGGUACACCAUGCCCCCCCCCCCACUUGAGCAUCAUUCCAGGGUGAACCUACGAGUCACUUUUGAUUCUUUCUUGAUCUUGUCCCACCAUCCACCUAGUUAAGUCCACUUAAGUCAACAUCCCCAAUGCUUCUUGUAGCCUCUCUUCCUAUUCCUUCUGCCAACCCUAGAGAUGUGAAUUCCAAACAGUUUAGUUCAUACAACCCUAUCAAUAAAAGAAUAUUAAUUAUUAAUUCUAUGCAUGUUUAUUAUAAAUAUUAUGCACUCCAAAAGAGGAAUCUAAAGGGUAAGAUGAAUGUGAAGUAAAAAUUUUACAUGUCUUGAUAAUCAUGAUAAACUCAUAAUCUCAUUAGUUAAUAAUCUGACACACAGGGGCUUCCCUGGUGGCGCAGUGGUUGAGAGUCCGCCUGUCGAUGCAGGGGACACGGGUUCGUGCCCCGGUCCGGGAAGAUCCCACAUGCCGCGAAGCGGCUGGACCCGUGAGCCAUGGCCACUGAGCCUGCGCGUCCAGAGUCUGUGCUCCGCAGCAGGAGAGGCCACAACAGUGAGAGGCCCGCGUACCGCAAAAAAAAAAAAAAAAAAUAUGACACACAGUAUAUACUUUGGUUAAGAUUAAUCGUUAACCAUAGUAAAUGUAAAUCAGUCUGUAUUUCAAAGAAUCACUAAUAGUGGUUUACAUUUUUUUCAGGCAUCAGCUAUGAUAUAUUCUUGCUAUUAUUCAUGUUUUCUAGACUCUAGUAGAACAUUCAAUCAACAGUUUCUUUAUUGACAUGCUUUUAAGCCAGUUGUCCAUUUUGUGAGGAUUACUUUAGUUAAAGCCUGUAGUAUAAUUUAUGUAUCCAGUUAACCAGUGACGUGUAAAUUGCAAGUAACUGCAAUGCCCUGAACAUGAAUGUGAGCGUGUCAGUCUCUCUUCCUUCAGGAAACCUUGCCCUUCUUUGCACAUGGCGAGCAAGUGUAUCGGGAUUUGCAAUGGCUGGGAAUCCUUCACCAAUGGGGGAUGGGAGCGGGUAGGGAAAUGCUGCUCUCUUCCAUCACUGAAGUGGACAAUUCUGAGAUGCAUUCCACAUGGUUCCUCAGAGGGUCCCAGCAGGAUUGAGUCACAGUCGCCCACGGGAGUGCUGAGCUCAGGAACACCUCCUUGCAUUGGCUUCCUUCAUUUUCCUGCUUCAACUUCCCCA
Molecule: messenger RNA, 6075 nt
Organism: Orcinus orca (killer whale)
Lineage: Eukaryota; Metazoa; Chordata; Mammalia; Artiodactyla; Delphinidae
Gene: IL36B
Product: interleukin 36 beta
Biological process (GO): cellular response to lipopolysaccharide; positive regulation of T cell differentiation; positive regulation of gene expression
Molecular function (GO): cytokine activity; interleukin-1 receptor binding
Source: RefSeq, a predicted model, not a curated record